Molecule: messenger RNA, 1590 nt
Organism: Coregonus clupeaformis (lake whitefish)
Lineage: Eukaryota; Metazoa; Chordata; Actinopteri; Salmoniformes; Salmonidae
Product: polymeric immunoglobulin receptor
Exons: 7
Coding region: 431-1381 (316 amino acids)
Source: RefSeq, a predicted model, not a curated record
GAGAGAGAAAGAUGCAGAAAAAGGGAAGUAAAUAGUUUGUUUGAGUGCAAAGAGUGAGAGAGAAUUAGGGUUCAGAAGAGAGGAGGAAAUUACAUAACAUUUGCACUUAAGUUUGGAGAAGUAGAGAGAGCACAGGAUGAGUUCAAUACACAUAGCAUUAUAUCAGGAACUACAUCUUGAGACAGCGGAACCAACCAGACGGUACUGAGUCCAACACUCUGACUGAGCGCUGAGAGCCCCAGAACCCAUAAGAUGAGGAAUCUACUGAUAUUCAUCAUCCUGUCCUUCAUGACAGGUUGUGUAAGCUGCCUUGAAGUGGAAGGACUCUCAGGAGGAACUGUCAUCUUCAGCUGUAAAUACCCAGUCAAAUAUCAAUAAAUAUUUCUGCAAGGAGUCAACUCAAAGUUGUGAGGAGAAAAUAAGAAGUGGGAUGAAGAACACCUGGGAGAACAAGAAUAGAUUAUCUUUGUGUGACACUGACGGGGAUCACUUCACAGUGGCCAUCAGAAAACUGGAUAAAAGUGAUGAAGGGAACUACAAAUGUGAAGUGAACACACCAGAUACACCAAGUGGCCAUUUUACUAAGGUGGAGCUGAAAGUAAAGGAAGAUGACUGCUGUAAGAACUCAGUCACAGAGAUGACAGCCUAUCUGGGGGGAAACGCUACCAUCACCUGCCAGUAUCCAGAGGACCAUGUGAAUCGCAUCAAGUAUUUCUGCAAACAAGAUGAUCGCUUCAUCUGCAAAUCCAAGAUCACUUUAAAAUCUGACAAAAUAUUAAACAAACAUGGUCGAUUAUUUGUGUCUGAUAACAGAGAGGAGAGAGCCUUCACUGUGACCUUCACCAACCUGACUGUGGACGAUAUAGGGGUAUACUGGUGUGGUGGGAAAACGAAUGUCUACACCACCCUGAUCACUGAAGUACGACUCAUAGUUAAUGCGCCACCCAAGACCACCGCGGUGACCACCAUGUCUCCUGCAUCUUCAUCCAUGUCACCUCCAUCACCACUAAAUGGUACCUCUGUGGUCAUCAUUGUAUCUGUGAGUCUGGGUGGGUUGGUGUUUGCUGUCAUCCUGGUCAUUGUCUACAGUUGUAAACGCAACAAAGAGAAAGGAGCUGCCUCCUCAACACACAGGAUGAGCACAGAUGCAGGGAACAAUGGAAAGGGUGGUAUUGGUGACUCUGAAGGUAUAAAGGAGCGCCCCCUUCAGCCAGACUCAGGUCUGGCGACCACCAUCUACGCCUCUGACUCUCUUCACUACGCCAGUGUCAACUUCCAGAAGAACCCUGUCUGCCCCACCGAAGCCACCGCUGCCAUCGCUAAAGACGACACUUCUUUCGCUGACUACGCCACUGUGAACUUUGGUCAAAGCCCCGCCUAAUCUAUAGUCAAUCAACCAUACAGUGCUUCGGAGGCUGCAUUCCACAGUCAACAAACCCUGAGACACAUGAGUCACUGGCGACCAAUCACAACGAAUAUAGGCCUACACACACUGUCAACCAAUCACAAGGGACGUGUUUUAAAAACACACACACACUCUAGCCACUGAGUUUGCAAGAAAGGCAUUUCAGUAUACUUGUGCAUGUGACA